AUGGCAGGAGGACACGGAGGAUUCGAACCAGUAAAGCUUGACCCAGCAAUCGAACGAUGGUCAUCGAUGAGAGAAAAUGUAUAUCAACAUUUCAAGUUCACGAGGAGAGCUACUAGACAGGUGUUCACAUGGGGUUUUAUGGUGCCUGCUUUGAUUGCUACUAUCGCUGUGACGUUCGACAAUAAAUACGACUGGGCAGGUAAACAGAAAGGUUCAUCACUCUUAAAGGGAACACCAGCCAAGCCAACUCCAUCAGAAGAGUAA
Messenger RNA from Kwoniella botswanensis, 264 nucleotides. RefSeq lists its product as uncharacterized. The transcript is spliced from 5 exons. The record is from RefSeq and is a predicted model, not a curated record. Lineage: Eukaryota; Fungi; Basidiomycota; Tremellomycetes; Tremellales; Cryptococcaceae. The coding region runs from base 1 to 264 and encodes 87 amino acids.